Messenger RNA from Dromiciops gliroides (monito del monte), 1185 nucleotides. Its product is annotated as borealin-like. Gene Ontology annotation, biological process: mitotic sister chromatid segregation. NCBI's taxonomy places the organism in Eukaryota, Metazoa, Chordata, Mammalia, Microbiotheria, Microbiotheriidae. Gene Ontology annotation, cellular component: spindle midzone; chromosome, centromeric region; chromosome passenger complex. The record is from RefSeq and is a predicted model, not a curated record.
AUGUAUGUACUGAUGGACCAGCUUGAUAGCUUGUCCAUUCAUCCAGUCAUUCUUCAUGCACUUGGGUUUUCCUGUGGAGUUUGCUGGAAUUCGCAGGCUGAGGCAGCGACUCCAUUUAACAUUCCUGAGACCGGUAGGUGGACCCGGUCUGGUCAUUGCCGACUUCAUAGGGACCUCGCUCCUUUCGGCUGGAAGAGGCCCGACCACAAUCGUCGGGCUUUCCUCGGGCGCGGAAGCACGUACUGCAGGGCUGACCUCUCCGAGCGCCCAACCGCCUCACCUGCCCCCGCCGCCCUGGUCGGCCCUACCGCGCGGCUUCUUCUCCGCCUCUGCAUCGUGGCUCCGUUGAGGAAGGCCUCUAGCCGAACGACCAAGAAGAACGCGGAGCGGGGGAGAAAGCUAGAUUCCUUCCUCAAGGAUUUUGACGGUGAAGUACAAAUUAGAUCGAAGCAAAUGCAGUCAGAUUCCCAGAACCUCAUCAAAGAAGUCGACAAUCUUUACAACAUUGAAAUCCUCCGGGUUCCCAAGGCUCAGAUGAAUUGGCUUAACUAUUUUGCCCUAGGAAGAAGCAAACAGGCCCUGGAAAAGGCAGCAACAGCUUACCUGGAUAUAGAGAUAAAUAAGCUGACAGCUGAAGCUAUUCAGACACCCUUGAAAGCCGUCCAAGCAAAGAAAGCAGCAAAAGUGGCUGAGAUGAUUAGAGAAGAAGAAGAAAUUGAAAAUAUUAAUCUUCAGACUACAAAGGCAAAGAAGUGUCCAACAACCAAGAAGAAGACUCAGUCCAUUCGAGCAAAUGGCAGGAACAAAAAGUCAAACCAAAAUAGUCUUCUUACUCCAGCCAUGGGCAGAUCAGAUUUCUCCAUAUUAGGACCAGCUCCAGGCAUGACACCCAGGUUUGAUUCCAGUAUCUUCAAGACCCCAGGCCUAUGCACCCCAGCCAGAGAAUGGAUUUACAACAUCUCUGUGAACGGCAGCCCCUUGGCUGAUAGCAAUGAGGUCUUCCUCACUGUGCCAGUCGGUGGAGGAGAGAGCAUGCACUUAUUGGCCAGUGAUUUACAAAAGAUGGAUCUGAAAAAAAAAAAAAAGAUGGAUCUGGCACAUCUGGAUCCAGAGGCCUUGGGAAACAUUAAGAACUUAUCUAAUAGACUUGCUCAGAUUUGUAGUAGCUUACAGACCCAAAAGUGA